This is a messenger RNA of Penicillium macrosclerotiorum, 6201 nucleotides long. RefSeq lists its product as uncharacterized. The transcript has 3 exons. Bases 1 to 6201 code for a protein of 2066 amino acids. Gene Ontology annotation, cellular component: cytoplasm. Gene Ontology annotation, biological process: secondary metabolite biosynthetic process; amino acid activation for nonribosomal peptide biosynthetic process. Gene Ontology annotation, molecular function: catalytic activity; phosphopantetheine binding. NCBI's taxonomy places the organism in Eukaryota, Fungi, Ascomycota, Eurotiomycetes, Eurotiales, Aspergillaceae. The record is from RefSeq and is a predicted model, not a curated record.
AUGGCUGGGGCUUUUCUCUCGACUGGGCGCGAGGCUCCAAAGCGUCUGGCCAGAUUUGCCCGGUUCGAAGUGCCCCUCGUGCGAUCGAGCGAGUACCAAGGGUCGGAGGCCGACUUAUUGCUCCUGGCUUGGGCAUUGUUGCUCUACCGUUAUAGCAAUGGCAAUCCGGUCCAGUUCACCUGGGGUCGCAAUGGAACUUCCGCCGACUUCACCUUUGAUUUUGAUACGUCAACUGUCACCUGGAAUGCGACCGAUGCGAUCUCGGUAGCAUUUGAGAGCGUGCGAUCCUACCGGCAUCAGAUCCAGGCCGGAAACUUGGUAACCUUGGAUAAUGCGAUCCUCUUUUUCAACGAUGAAUGUGCGCCGAGGGACCUAUCUAGUAAUGCGAGAGUCAGUGAUGGCGAUGCGCUCGGAGGUGGCAUGGCAUGGGGAAAUAUUCAACUGCAAGCUACUAUGUCGGAUAGCAGUCUGUGGUUGCGCCCAUGUUGGCGCGAACCUCUCGGCGCAGAGUACCUGGCAACACACUAUGCACACGCGCUGGUCGAAAUCCUCAAUAUGAUCCUCACGGAUAUGUCCAGCCCGAUAUCUUCAGUCCUUCAAUUAGGUGAACUUGAUCGGUCCGAAAUCUGGUCCUGGAACAAGGAUCUCCCCCAGGCGGUGGACACUUGCAUACAAGAUUUAAUAUCCGAGCAAGUACAGAAACAGCCCGACGCACAGGCGAUCUGUUCAUGGGAUGGGAACCUCACUUACGGGGAAGUUGGACGAUACUCGACCAUUCUCGCACACCAUCUAGUUGGACUGGGCCUACAAAUCGGUCAAAUAGUGCCGAUCUGCUUCGAAAAGUCGCGAUGGACCAUCGUCGCAGUAAUGGGUGUCAUCAAGGCCGGCGGUGCCUUUGUCCUAAUGGAUCCUAGUCAACCACUUGAGAGACGCCAGACUAUUGCCGACCAAGUCAGCGCCACUCUCAUAGUUACUUCGGAGACCCACGGACCUUUUGGUCCUCAAAUUGCCCCUGGUGGGAAAACAGUGGUUAUUUCACAGGACGCCUUGGACGACUUAACUACAGAGGCGACUACUAUCCCUCAUCCUGAACUUCCAACGGUCCCGACCAACUCCAUUUUAUACCUUAUCUUUACUUCCGGAAGCACUGGCAAGCCAAAAGGUGUGAUCAUCAACCACACCACAUAUACUACGAGUGCCAUCGCGCGCAGUGCCGCUGUGGGUUAUACAGCCGAGUCACGAGUCCUUGAUUUCGCAUCCUACGCCUUUGAUGUGGAUGCCUAUGUAUCCCCCUCCGAUGAAGACCGACUCAAUGAUCUCAGUGGAAUUAUUCGUCGUAUGGGCGUCACAAUGUCUAAUAUGACCCCCUCUGUGGCCCGUAUUUUGGAUGCCGAUAUCAUUCCUUCCUUGCACAGCCUUGGUCUCGGUGGAGAGUCAUGCUCCGUGGGAGAUGUGUCUGAAUGGGGUCAACACACAAGAAUUGUCAUCGGAUACGGCCCAUCCGAGUGUACAGUGGGGUGUACCAUCAAUUCCAGCGCCGCCGGUAAGCCCUACGUUAGCAUUGGACCAGGCAAUGGAGGCGUGAUCUGGCUGGUUGAUCCGGAUAAUCAUAACAAAUUGAUGCCAAUUGGAGCGGUUGGUGAAUUGCUCGUUGAAGGGCCUAUUGUGGGCCAAGGAUAUUUGGGUGAUCCUGAAAAGACUGCAGCCGCCUUCAUUGAGGAUCCUGAGUGGCUUGCUGCUGGUGGUGGAGGGGUACCAGGACGCAAAGGCCGACUAUACAAGACUGGUGAUCUGGUCAGGUACGACCCAGACGGCGAGCGUGGGUUUGUAUUCGUUGGCCGUAAGGACACACAAGUCAAGCUUCGCGGACAACGAGUUGAACUCGGCGAGAUUGAGCAUCACCUGCGACGGCUGUUGCCAGCUGGAACUGACGUGGCAGUCGAGGUGAUUGCGCCGCAGGGCCGAAGCAAGGACUCCUUGCUUUUAGCAUUCAUUGCGGAUCCCAAUGCUGAAAUGGCUGGGGGAAAGGAUGAAGAGCUCCGGGAAAUUCAAUUUUCAAAAGCAGUUCGCGAGAAAAUGGUCAAUCUUAACGAAGAUCUAUCCAAACCUCUACCCAUUUACAUGGUGCCAUCAGUAUAUAUCGGUAUCAAUCGCAUGCCGAUGCUUGUCUCAGGAAAAACAGACCGGAAGUCGCUGCGCGCUUUUGGAUCGCAGCUCACACUGCAGUCAAGUACUACCGAUUCCUCCAGCACUGAGAAUCGGGCACCAACCUCAGAGGCCGAGAUCUGUCUACAUGAAAUAUGGUGUCGUCUUCUUACAUUGAAUGCAGACCAAAUUAGCACGACUCACAACUUUUUCAUCCUCGGUGGAGACUCUGUGCUGGCCAUGAAGCUUGUCCCAGCUGUUCGAGAACAAGGCUUUGUCCUGACUGUUGCGGAUAUCUUCAGUUUUCCAGUUCUUUCAGACAUGGCAAAUUCCAUGCAGAGGCAAGAGACUGACUCGCAGAUCGAGGUGCCUCCUUUUUCUAUGAUUGAAUCCAGUUGGGAUCAUAGUGCUGCUUGUACUGAGGCUGCAAUCCAAUGUGGUGUUGAGAAAACAAUGAUAGAAGACAUCUAUCCUUGCACGCCGCUACAAGAAAUUCUCAUGGCCUUCUCAGCAAGAUCGGCCGAAAGUUAUGUUGCUCAGCGAAUUGCAGAGAUUCCGAAACAGGGCAGCGUGGAGAAGCUCAAAGAGGCGUGGAAUAUUGUCAUUAAGGACAGUGCGAUUCUACGUACUCGGGUUGUGGAAUUCAAGGACCAUGGAUUUAUGCAGGUCAUCACCAGUGAAGCUCCGCAAUGGCAGUCAUGCAAUUCAAGUUUGGACCAAUUUUUGGAAAAAGACCAAAAGGUUCCGAUGUCAGUCAACAUGCCAUUGAGCCGAUACUCCAUAAUUUGUGACGAUGUCUCUCAUAAGACAUACUUUGUCUGGACUGUUCACCAUGCAAUCUACGACGGUUGGUCAACCGACCUGAUCAUUGAGCAUGCAAAGAAUGCCUACAAGAACAUUGAAACUCCACGGCCAGCCAACUUCAAGCACUUCAUUCAGUAUCUCGUUGAUCCAGCCAGGGAGUCGUCGAAGGACUAUUGGCGCAUGCAACUGCAAGGUGCAACCGGUCCCCAAUAUCCAGUGCUACCAUCGCGCAUGUAUAUACCGGAGCCCAACGCAAUGGCUCAGCGAUUUAUUUCAGUUGAACAAUCCACCAGAUCCAGUAUCACGACCGCAACAUUUAUCCGAGCGGCUUGGGCUUUGGUGGCAUCGCAGUAUACAAUGAGCGACGACGUGGUAUUUGGCGAAACUUUCGCUGGGCGCACUUUGCGUAUUCCAGGUGUCGAACAGAUCGAAGGCCCAAUGAUCGCCACGGUUCCCGUUCGAAUUCGUAUUGAUCGAUCGGCUCCUACCCAGGAAUUCUUGCAGUCACUCCAAGAACAAGGCAUUGUUCGUGCGGCACACGAGCAUCUUGGGAUGCAGAAUAUCCGUCGUGUGAGUGCCGAUGCCCAGCUAGCGUGCGAAGUCAAGAUGGGUCUCGUCAUUCAGCCUCGCCAGGCAGAUGCAUCUUAUUUCCAAGAGGACGAGCUUCCCCCUUUUCGCGUGGAAGAUGCUGCGCAUGAGGCCCUCCGAUUCAAUUCAUACCCAUUGAUGCUUGCAUGCUCGCUGCAGCGAGGCGGUUUCGAAGUUACAGCAAGCUUUGACUCCAAUCUUAUCACUGAGCCACAAAUGAAUCGUAUUCUGGCACAGAUUGAACACGUUGUUGCGCAGCUUUGUUCUGAUGACUCGGUCCAGAUUGACAGCAUAUCCUGCCUGAGCGAUCAAGAGCGGGCCGAUAUUUGGCAAAUUAACAAAGAGGUUGUUCAAAAUAAAACCACGGACUCUAUCGACCUCGCUGUCGCAACGAAAGGACUCAGUGUAGGAGAUAAAUACCCUACAAGGUUUGUUCCGUGGAUUGUUCAUCCCGCAAAUAAUAACCAACUCAUGCCUAUUGGCGCGGUCGGCGAACUUCUGCUAGAGGGUGCCAGUGAAGCGGAGGGUGUUGAUACUCCCAAAUGGCUCAAGCUUGGAGCAGACGAUAUUGAAGGUCGAGAACAAAAGUUGUACCAAACUGGUGAUCUUGUCAAGUAUGGCGAUGAUAACUCUCUGAUCUUCAUGGGUCGGAAGGAGAGCCUUCGAAGGCUUGAUGGCCAUGUCAUGGAUCUUGCGGCGAUUGAUCUCCAACUUCGUGAGCUACUCCCAGAAAACAUGGAUGUAUUUACACGUCUCAUUAUACCAAAGGGGGCUGAGAAUCAAUCUACUGUACUAGUCGCAUUUCUGAGCGAGACGGCUACCAGUGAGAGCCUCUCUGUUGACCUUGGCAUCAAGUCCCCAGAUCUACCUUUGGCCCCUGCUAUCUCUUCUCGGCUUUCAGAAUCAAUUCUUAGCCUGAACAAGAAGCUCGCCGAUACUCUCCCACCUUAUAUGAUACCCUCGAUAUACAUACCGCUGGAAAACAUUCCCUACACUGGUGACCAAAUGGAUGUUGAAUUCCUUCAAGCCACCGAAAGCAAGGUUACUCAGGAGCUGCUUCUCCAUUUGCGCACCGCCUUCAUGAAUAUUCGUGCAGGUCGGAACAUUCAACAACUGACCACCAAAGAGCGAACUCUUCGAGCACUGUGGGCCAAAUUCCUUGGCAUGGAAGAAGGAAAGCUUGCAUUGGAUGACAAUUUUUUCCGGUUGGGAGGUGAUUCCAUCAUGGCUAUGAAGCUUGUAUCCGCUUUGAGACUCAAUGGCUACCACUUGUCGGUAACGGACAUUUUCCGCAAUAUGCAACUCCGUUCUAUGGCAAGUAUGCUAGAGGAUGCUCCUGUCGACGGUGAGCGUAUUGUUAAAGAAUAUUUAUCAUUUUCUCUAUUGAAGACGCAAGACUUGGAGACCUUUAUCUCCCAAACGAUCCGACCAGCACUGCAAGUAGCAUCCUGGAAGAUUGAGGAUGUUCUCCCAGCUACAGAUCCCCAAGAGCGAGAUGUGGAGUCAACUGUUUCUACUCCCCGCAGUGCAAUUCAGUACAAUAUGCUAUACUUUAACAAAGAUAUUGAUACGAGCCGAUUAGUAGACAGUUUUCAGCAGCUUGUCUCUGUCCACCCGAUUCUCCGAACGGUUUUCGUUAAAGACGGUGGCCGCAUUUUCCAAGUUGUGCUUGAAAAUUUGCAAGUUUCUGUUUCAGAACACAUUAGUGAAGAACCUCUGCGAGAUGUUUGCAAAAAGCUUGCGGAUAAGGAUAUUGAAAUUGACUCGUCAUUCCAACUUGGCUCGUCUUUCCUUCAUCUUUUUGUCGUGCACAGCACCGAAGAAACGGGCUUCAUGAUCCGGAUUUCGCAUGCUCAAUACGAUGGAAUCUCUUUUCCUGAAGUGCUUCGACAACUAGAGAUGAGCUACGGAAAGAAGGAAAUUGUUACUUCAGUGCCUUUCUCGAACUUCAUUCAAUAUCAAGCUGAAUCCAGGGUUGAGAACAUUCAGUACUGGCGCAGUGUCCUUCAGGGCUCCUGGUUGACCUCCCUUCCACCACCAGAGCCAAGCAGCAAGCCAAAGUUUAUCAAGAAGAUUGUUGACGUUUCUGCACGCUCUCCUGAUACUACAAUGGCAACAUUGCUCACAGCCAGCUGGGCUCGUGUACUGGCUCAGCACUUGAGCGCAGACGAUGUCACUUUCGGAGGCCUCGUUUCUGGCCGGACAGUUGAUAUUCCGGGCGUUGACCAAAUUAUGGGACCAUGUUACCAGUAUAUGCCACUCCGCAUCAAAUUCCAGCCUGGGUGGACUGUCAAGGACUUGUUGGAUAGGAUUCGUGACCAGUUCCUCGAGGGCAGCCGACACGCCACGCUUGGAUUCCAGGAAACAUCUGAUAACUGCACAUCAUGGUCACCUACAAUUCCGUUCUUUUCUUCAAUUGUGCACCACCACGAUAUCGAUUACUUUGAUAAAAUUCCAUUUGCAGGAACCGAGUGUGAGGUUGACUACACAAAUCCGCAUCCUGAGUCAUCUCGACCAGUUCGCGUCGUGUCAUAUACCGAAGCCGGUGCCACCUAUGUUGGCAUUGCAGCUGAUGAAGAGCGCUUGGACUUCUGGGAAACCAAACUGGAUGAACUGGCAGAUGCCAUGGAGGGAUUCGUGAAGAGUUCUGCAAUGGUCAUUUGA